AUGCAUAUAUGGGGGGCUGAUAAGCAUUCGCAUCUCCAAAGAAUCCAGGCAAAUAUCCGAUGUGCUGUCGAUCGUUUGAGCAUCCGCUCGUUUGAUGGUCUGAGUGAAGUAUUGCGUUGUCGAAGAUGCCGCAUGGAAUCGGAAAGAGCCAUCGGAUGGAAAUGUAAAAAUUGUACAUCAAUGUGGAAUUUGGAAUGGAUGAAUGGGAUAAUUGGAAGUGCUGGUCGACAAAACAAUGAAAUUUCCCUGGCCACUCGUCAACGAGACCAUCCCACAAUAUUCAAGAUGAUUGAGCUUGCAUUCUGUCCUUCACGAGUUCAGAAAAGAGGAAUGUUAUACUGCAUCAGAUUACUCAAACCACUGACUGGCGAGGUUCAUCAACAAUAUCCUGUCAUCGGGGGCCAUUUUCUGAAAGAGUUGCAACGGAGAGUUGAGAAUGUUUACAAUGGAAUAUUCGCCUUACUCGAUGGGCAUGAUGCUGAAUGUCUAUGGUUGAGAACCAACGUCGAAGACUCGUUAAGACGUAAUGCUGGAUUCUGGAUGUUCUUCCGCCUGACGGUCCCGAAUAAAGAUUUCAUGGGAUGUUUGGUGCUGGAACCGCGAUUCCCCGACUAUAUGUGGCUUAUCGAUCGA
Mesorhabditis spiculigera is the source of this 633-nucleotide messenger RNA. NCBI's taxonomy places the organism in Eukaryota, Metazoa, Nematoda, Chromadorea, Rhabditida, Rhabditidae. The record is from the annotation of a GenBank genome assembly.